Molecule: messenger RNA, 456 nt
Organism: Zasmidium cellare ATCC 36951
Lineage: Eukaryota; Fungi; Ascomycota; Dothideomycetes; Mycosphaerellales; Mycosphaerellaceae
Exons: 1
Coding region: 1-456 (151 amino acids)
Source: RefSeq, a predicted model, not a curated record
AUGUCUUCAGCGAAGAAGAUUCUUGUAGUUGGCGGCACCGGUGCCCAAGGGGCGGCUGUGGUUCGGGUUUUGGCUUCUACGGGUGACUUUGGAAUCAUUCUCUUCACUCGCAGCACAGACUCUUCCCAGUGUCAAGAGUUGCUGAAGUUGCCCAAUGUCGAGGCAGCGAUCAACCCAGCACCACAAGGAUACGACCUUGGAGCCUUCGAGGCCGCCGCUCGAAGAUCAUACGGGGUCUUUCUUAAUACUGACGGCUUCGCGCUCGGCGAAGAGGCAGAGACAUACUGGGGUAUACGACUGUACGAGACGGCCGUGAAAGCUCGUGUACAGCAGGUAGUGUACAGUGGUCUGGAUGAUCACUUCCGCAACUCAGGCUAUGAUCCAAAAUCCUACGUUGGACACUUCCAAGGGAAGUCCAGAGUCCAAGGUGAGUCCUCUCUGGCGUUUAGUCCCUAA